Molecule: messenger RNA, 651 nt
Organism: Phytophthora sojae
Lineage: Eukaryota; Oomycota; Peronosporomycetes; Peronosporales; Peronosporaceae
Exons: 5
Coding region: 1-651 (216 amino acids)
Source: RefSeq, a predicted model, not a curated record
AUGAAAAUCGGGCUAUUGCGGCUAGGAGUGCAUGGCGGAGGACUGGAGCGCGAGGAAGAGGACAGGUCACGGUGCGCCGUGGGCGUAGAUGCUGUUGUGCCCCACCACGGCGACACGAAAGCGGUGAUCGGCGGUGGCCACAGCUUCAGCGUGAUCGCGAGGAGGAACGCGCAGAGCGCCGUGCCGUCAGGAGGCGCUCCAGCGGGCGAGCUGGACGAGCCUCUCCGUCGAGGCCGAGCUGUACGCCAUGGAGGCGACGCGGCAGAUGCCGAUGCGCAGGCAGCGCAUAGCGAGCGCGAUGUGAGGAAGGAGGCGCUGCAGGAAGGAGACGGAGAAGCUCGAGGCGCAUACGGCGACAAGCGGGGCUGCGCGUUGAGUGAAGUGCGGCCGACUGAGGACCACCACCCGCUCCAAGCGGCGUCCGCCGUCCGAGACGAAGGAGACGGUGCCGGCGAAGGCGGUGAGCAGCGAGGUCGGAGCGAUGACGCGACCCGCAUCACAACAGUCACGACGAAGAAGCACGUGAAGUUCGAGAGCAAGGUCAAGGAAGCUUUCCAUCGAGGUGGCGCCUUCCCGCCAAGAGCAGGAGCUGCUGGCACAGCUGGAGCACAAGGUCAAGGGGCUUCCAAGCGGGAGAAGACGCUGAAGUAG